AUGACGAGACCUGGAAUGAUUCGCGCCGACACAAUCGAUCUCCAAGAUCGUGACGCGCCGUCCGCCAAAGACCACACUCAAAUAAAGACAUCGACCAGCACAAAGGACACAUUGUCGUCUUCGUCCUCGACCCCCUCGGACCAAAAAAACCUUCAUCUCGCCUCUCACCAAGCCGAAACCCUUCGGGGCGUGGCCGCGGAAACGGCACAAGACCGGCGCAUAUCGUGGACCGGUUCGAAUUUGUCUGACCUACACAUUUAUGGGAGCGACCUUGCCGCCGAUAUUUCCGAUACCCUCAACCUAUCACGCAGCCUACAGCAGCCUACUCCCAACCACCUCAGCAUGACGGGGCACCAACAGCAGGAUGCGCUCGCCAUCGCGCAAAAUGGUGGAGAUGUUGUCGAUGAAGACAUGGAGGAUAUCGACGACGAGGAGCUGGAGGACGACAUGAUGGACAAAAUCUCUAGCUCGCCCUCAAUCGAAGAUGGGAACAGCCAGGCAUCCAAAACGCCUCCUGUGUCUCCGGACGGAUCUGCUUUCCGCCAACACCGUCGUCAUCGCAGUAGGUAUGAUACGAACGAGAACACGCCGCCGUGGCCCCUCAACUACGACGAACACAUUAUCGGCCCGCUCGUCGACCCAGCCUGUUCUUUCGCCCGGUCUCCCGCUAAAGCAGGUUUGGAGGAAAAUGACUUUUCGAAAGGCCGCGACCUCUGGGAUGUUUCCGACGACGUAUUCGAUGAAAUGAUGAUACCAUAUUAUCAUGACGAUGACGACGGUGAUGACAAUGCCAGCGGCGGUGCUAGCGCAUUAGAUAUCCAUGACAAUGACGUUAAAUUUGUGAUUUCCGGUUGGGGAAGUGAGUGCUUACACAACAUAGAGGACAUCGAUUUCGAGUUUGUUUACGCCCUCCAUACCUUUAUGGCUACGGUCGAGGGUCAAGCAAAUGCGACAAAGGGAGACACCAUGGUCCUGCUUGACGACAGCAACAGCUACUGGUGGCUCGUUCGUGUGGUCAAGGAUAGCAGCAUCGGCUACCUUCCUGCCGAGCACAUCGAAACACCGACGGAACGGUUAGCACGACUGAACAAACACAGGAACAUUGAUCUAUCCGCGUCUAUGCUGGGUGACCAGGCCGAGAAGACGAAGAACCCCCUAAAGUCGGCAAUGCGGAGGAGGAAAACAAAGACCGUUGCCUUCGCACCACCGACCUAUGUUGACUACUCCGACAUCGACUACUCGACAGACGGGGAAGACCUGGAGGCCGAAUAUUUUGCUCAACAACAACAGUCGCAGCAGCAGCAGGAAUCGCAGGAAGAGCACAAAGAAGCGGCCCAAUCCGAUUCACAACAGCAGGGUCAGCAGGGUCAGCAGGGUCAGCAAGCAGGGGCUAUGGCUGGCAAGGACGUGGCCGACGAAGAGGAUGAGACAGCCAGGGUCGAGCCCUUGAAGCCCCGCGCACCCAAAGAAAACGUCAAAGCUGCCGCGGACGGCAAGACAGACGAUGCGAAUGAAGACGGCACGGGCAAGGGCGGCCUGACCAGGACCAGCGAAGAAAUUUUUGUUGUGUCCAAGUCUGAGACGCCUGGUCCGAAGAAGACAAAGGACGGCACGGUUCGCGACUCGUUCUUCAAGGACGACACAGUCGAGACAAAAAAGAUCACCUUGACGCCUAAUCUCCUGAGAGACGACAGCGCACCACGAACAUCCUCGGAAUCCAAGGACGCGAAGCAACGCCCGAGUCUCGACCGCCUCGACAAGGACAUUAACAGUCUCCUUGUCAAGGACGACAAGAAGAAAAAGGACAAGAAGGAGAAAGACAAGAAGGCGGGUGGCUUCCGUAGCCUGUUUUCGAGAAAGGACAAGAAGCGGGGCGAGAACGAAGACGACGAGUCGUUUGGAAAGCGGUCCAUGGACGUUGGUAGCGAGGGUACCGAGAGAGACCUGGACGAGGUGGAAGAGGAGCCCGCGGAAGAAAAGGCUUCGUCUCCAUCUACCACAGCCGCGCCGCAGCAGGGCCCACAGAGGCAUCCGAGCAAGCUCCAGAAGCAACAACCACUGGGCCGCAUCGCCGAGGUCUCGCCAACAAGGAAUCCAUCCGACGGCAGCACAACACAAAAAUCCAAUGGUAAGGAUACUACCGGUCCCUCCUCUACCCGCGCACGGGUGACGCGUCCAGAAGCGAAGCCGGAAUAUGCUGACAAUGUAUCUUUAGCCACCAUGCGUAUGGUCGAUCCCGACGGUGCAGAGGAUAGCAACAACAGCAACAACCAACAGGGAUCUACUGGUAACACGGCGGCUUCACAAGCUACCCGGCCACUGAUGGUCACAAAGGCCCCUGCACGGGCGGUCCUAGACGAGUUUGAGUCGGAUGAGGAAGCUGGUGUUCUUGAACCGCAACACCAGGGCGCCGUUCAUGACGAGGAGCAGAAACGGCCACAUCCCGAACAGCGUCGCCUGGAGCAACAGCAACAGCAACAGCAAACAAGGGAUGUGCCGCGGUCGGGAGACGACUCGUCGGCAUCGCCUGUUCAGGGGUCGCCUGUCAACGCCAACCAUCCGCCUGCGCUCAUGGUUGAUACAUCGAGCCAGGAAGAGGAGGAGGACCAGUCAUCGCCGAUUUCGUCGCCAUCGCCUGAGUUGGUAGGCUCCGAGGACCGGUCUGGCGGCAACCACUACGCACAGGACUCGAUCACGACGUCGACGUCGACGACGACGGCCAACACUGCGACAUGGAACGACGCCAGCCUGCGGGCCUUCUUUGACUCGGGCACUGACGUCCGCGACCUGUUGGUGGUGGUGUACGACAAGUCCGACGUUGUGCCGGCGGGGCCAGACCACCCUGUGGUCAGUACGCUCUUCAAGGAGCAGAAUACCAAACUGGCCGAGAUUACGACGCAACUGGACAACAUGCUCGGCGACUGGCUGGCACGAAAGCAGAGACUACGGGGCACCUUGUAG
Molecule: messenger RNA, 2961 nt
Organism: Sporothrix brasiliensis 5110
Lineage: Eukaryota; Fungi; Ascomycota; Sordariomycetes; Ophiostomatales; Ophiostomataceae
Product: sh3 domain protein
Exons: 6
Coding region: 1-2961 (986 amino acids)
Biological process (GO): establishment or maintenance of actin cytoskeleton polarity
Cellular component (GO): cell tip; microtubule cytoskeleton
Molecular function (GO): protein binding
Source: RefSeq, a predicted model, not a curated record